CUUUUGGGGAUUGAAUGCUGCUUGCCUUUGUGAUCUUGAUUACCGUGCCAUCGUAAUUCCAAAAAGCACCUUUACGGAUGUGCAGCUCAUGAAGGCUAUGGUGAAAUUUGAUUAGAAGGCGGAAAAUUCAGGGGACCAAAGCCAGAGCAGUGAACACGUGGUAGUCAAAGUGAACACGUGGUAGUCAGAACCAGCCAGAAUAUUGACAUACAGCGGUUAUUCUUCUUUAUAACAUACGUAUGCAUCCAUCCCACUUUAAUCAACACAGCUCGUUUUGGCUUUCGAGGCUAGUGGGAUUUUUCGAUUUUUAUUGAAUUGUUCUUUUUGUGCUCAUGGAUCCUAUAAGAGGCCAGAAGAAGAGGAAAGUAGACAAGAAAAUGGAACCAAGUAAUAUUGCUUCUGAGUCUUCAGAGAUGGCCUCUGCUGAUUGGUUUGAUGCUUUAGCCAAGAAGAUUGCGAGUAAUCUAAAUUCAACUCCGUCAAAGGGCUUGGAUAGCUUUGAAUCUAUGUUCAACAUGUCUAGAAGAACUUUUGAAUAUGUAUGUUCGCUUGCAAGGGAGCACAUGAUGGUGAAGACAUGUACUUUUAGGAAUGGUAAGCCAAUGUCACUAUAUGAUCGAGUUGCUUUAGCCUUGAGAAGGCUUAGUUCUGGUAGUUCACUUAUUACAAUUGGUAAUUCAUUUGGGACACAUCAUUCUACGGUAUCUCAAGUGACUUGGAGGUUUGUGGAGGCCAUUGAGAAGAAGGGAAUUCAGCAUAUCAGAUGGCCUUCCACAGAGAAUGAGCUAAUGGAGAUAAAGUCCAAAUUUGAACAGAUUCGAGGUCUUCCAAAUUGUUGUGGAGCAAUUGACACCACUCAUAUCGUACUGCUGUUAUCGACAUCUGAGCCAAGAACUGAUGUAUGGCUGGAUUCAAAGGAGAAUCACAGUAUGCCUUUGCAGGCAAUAGUUGGUCCCAACAUGAAGUUCCUAGAUGUAUUCAGUGGAUUGCCUGGAAUGUUUAGUGAAAGUUCACUGAUACGGUUUUCAUCCUUCUAUAAAAAAUGUCAGAAUGGACAGAGGUUUGGGAAGAAAGUAAGACUAUCCAAAGAAGGUGAAUUGCAGGAAUAUGUAAUUGGUGAUUCAGCAUAUCCAUUGCUGCCUUGGCUUCUAACUCCUUAUCAGGGAAAAGAACUUUCACAAACAAAAGAUGAUUUCAAUAAACAUCUCUUUGCAACUCAUAUUGUGGCACAGAGAGCAUUAGCAAGGUUGAAGGACGUCUGGAAGAUCAUAAAUGGAGUUAUGUGGAGACCUGACAAGAACAAGCUUCCAAGUUUUAUACUUGUAUGUUGCAUUCUCCAUAAUAUUAUCAUUGACAUGGAAGAUGAGUUACCUGAUGAAUUGCCACUAUCCCACCACCAUGAUCCAGGAUAUGGACAGGUGGUCUGCAAUUCAGCUGAUGAGACUGCCUCAGUUCUGAGGGAUAAGCUUGCUCUAUACCUGUCUGAGAAAGGCCACCCUUGAAUAUAUCAUACCUUUGAUGAUUGAAAAGAGGAGUCUAUAGGUGGAAGGCCAUUUACUGUGAAGUUGGAAAUGCAAACCUGAAAUUGGUGUCCUUAUGCUAUAUAACAAGAGUUUGCUUGGUGCUAUUCAUCUCUUUUCGACUGCUUGUUUUGGGGUAUUUCAGUAAUUUUGUAUAGGUGGCUUAGUAAUUUUUAGCUUUGAGUGCUAGUGGUAAGAACAAGGAGUGUUGGAAUUAUGCCUUUGCGAUUAAUUUCGUUUCAAUGUGUCUGUUGCACAUCAGAUGAUUAUAAUGAUGGGCAGAUGCUUGGAUGUGUCUCAGUGAGCCUUUUAAACAAUUUCGGUUA
Molecule: messenger RNA, 1846 nt
Organism: Coffea eugenioides
Lineage: Eukaryota; Viridiplantae; Streptophyta; Magnoliopsida; Gentianales; Rubiaceae
Product: protein ALP1-like
Exons: 5
Coding region: 333-1502 (389 amino acids)
Source: RefSeq, a predicted model, not a curated record